AUGCAUGACGGCAUCUCAACAGAAAAUACACCCGUCCGAAUCUAUCUAUCUAUCUAUCUAUCUAUCUAUCUAUCUAUCUAUCUAUCUCUCUCUCUCUCUCUCUCUCUCUCUAUAUAUAUAUAUAUAUAUAUUAUUUUUGAAUCUGUCUCUGUUCAAAUCUAUCUAUCUAUCUAUGAAUCUAUUAUCUAUCUAUCUAUCUGUUUAUCUAUGAGUCUAUUAUAUUUUUUUUGGAUCUGUCUGUUCAAAAUCUAUCUAUCUAUCUAUCUAUCUAUCUCAGUCUGUUCAUAUCUAUCUAUCUAUCUAUCUCAGUCUGUUCAUAUUUAUCUAUCUAUUUAUCUAUCUCAGUCUGUUCAUAUCUAUCUAUCUAUUUAUCUAUCUCAGUCUUUUCGGAUCUAUCUAUCUGCUUUAGUGUCUGCUUGGAUAUGCGCCGCGUGUGGUAAGAGGUGUCAGCCUCGCCCUCACCGCAAAGAUAUAAAGCAAGCAUUCGUCCUUUUUAGCCUUUGUUCCUCGCAAGCUUCUUGCCUCUCUUUCACAAUCAGCCCCAAAUACACGUUCCGAAUUCAUCAAUCUACCCUCCCGCCACUCAAAUAG
Molecule: messenger RNA, 591 nt
Organism: Acanthosepion pharaonis
Lineage: Eukaryota; Metazoa; Mollusca; Cephalopoda; Sepiida; Sepiidae
Source: the annotation of a GenBank genome assembly